AUGCCUCUUACGUUUCCAUCAUCAGUUGCCAAAAAAGUUCGAUUAGCUCUACUACACAAAUGUAAUGGUAGUCGAAAAAGACGUGAUGAUAUUACGACAGUUGAUUAUAGUCAUGGAAAUUUGUCAUCUGUCCCAGAAGAUUUACUUCUUUAUGAAAAUACAUUAGAAGAACUUCAUUUAGAAGCAAAUUGUCUUCAAGAAUUGCCAAAAUGGCUAUUUCAAUGUCAUGCUCUACGUCAUUUACUUUUAUCUGAUAAUGAACUUGAUUGUUUACCACCAUCUAUUUCAAGUUUUACCAAUUUAGAACGUUUAGAUUUAAGCCGAAAUGAUUUAAUGGCACUUCCUGAUAAUAUUCGAUAUUGUAAAUUAUUGACCUCAUUGGAUUGUAGUUCAAAUCGAUUAGAAAGAUUAUGUGAAGGAUUGACAAUGUUAAUUAAUUUAAAAGAAUUAUAUCUCAAUGAUACAUUACUAGAAUUUUUACCUGGCAAUUUCGGGCGCUUAACAGAAUUAACGAUCUUGGAAAUGCGUGCAACACGUUUGCGACUAUUACCUGUCACGCUGCCAAAAUUAACAAAACUGGAACGAUUAGAUUUAGGUGCUAAUUCAUUUAUUGAAUUCCCUAUUGUUCUAAGCAAUCUCCCAUCUCUUCAGGAGUUGUGGCUUGAUUCAAAUAAACUAAUCUCAAUCGACGAUUCAAUUGAUAAAUUAACAAAUUUAAAAUUUCUUGAUAUAUCUCAAAAUCAAUUAACUGAAUUACCAAGUUCGGUGGGUGAUUGUAAACUAACUGAUUUAUAUUUAUCCGAUAACUUUCUUAUGAAUCUUCCGGAUUCGAUUGUCAAUUUAACUAGUCUAGAAACUUUAACAGCUAAUAAUAAUCAAAUUGAACGUUUACCGAAUAAUAUUGGACACAUGACAUCAUUAGUUGAACUACAUUUAUCGUUUAAUAAUUUAACAUCAAUACCAGCGAGUAUUGGUUUAUUACACAGUUUACAAUUUCUUACAUUAGAUCAUAAUCAAAUUCAAUCAAUACCAGCAACUAUUGGUAGCUGUUCAAGUUUAAGUAUACUUUCGUUACGCUCAAACUGUUUAGCAAGUUUACCAGAUGAAAUCGGCCGUUUAUCUUCAUUGAAAGUUCUUAACGUUAGCGGAAAUUUUCUUCGAUAUUUACCGUGUACGUUGUUAAAACUUAAAAAAUUACAAGCAUUAUGGAUGAAUGAAAAUCAAGCAAAACCUUUAAUUGCUUUCGAACAAGAACGCCAUCCAACAACUGGCCAACGUGUACUCACAUGUAUACUAUUACCACAAACUGAUCCUUCAAUGAAUCGAAAUACAUCAAAAAGUCGAUUUAUUGCCGAACAAACAAUUGAUUAUACUAAUCGUCCAACAACGCUUCGUUUUGCUAAUGAUACGAUUGACGAGCCACGACAACUUGUGCGAAAUCCAACACCGUAUCCAAAAGAAAUGCGAGCCUUCGCUAAUAUUCUUCGAAAUUAUAAUCAUAGUAAUCAACGUGAAAUAGUUCAAUCACCUAAAAAAUAUUCUUCAUCAUCUAAUCUAUUAAUGGUUUGUGAUGAAAUUCCACUAGAAAAAUCUUUUUAUGGAUGCGCAAAUUCAGCGUCCGUUGGCUCAAUGAAUUCUGAUCCGUUAUGUUGUCCUCUGGCACGCAGUCGUGAUGAUCUGUUAUUUAGUACUAGUCCAAUAGAUGAUAGAGAAAGAAUGCGUCCCGAUUUGUUACCUGGACAAGUAAACGAUAUCGAUGAAGUUAAAAGUAAUCACUCAUUCUAG
This is a messenger RNA of Rotaria socialis, 1785 nucleotides long. The record is from the annotation of a GenBank genome assembly. NCBI's taxonomy places the organism in Eukaryota, Metazoa, Rotifera, Eurotatoria, Philodinida, Philodinidae.